CCAGCCUUGCACGCCACGGUAGCUCCAAGCAGUGCUCAUCACGGACCCGAGUCCUCUGCGUCUUGCGAUGGACGAUGACAACCGGUACGAGAGUGACGACGACGACGGCCACUUCCUGGACUCGGACUUCAGUUCCGAGGAGGACCAGAGCGUGGACAUCGUCUCCACGGAGCAGGAGGAGCGGAAGGCGCAGAGGUGCGAUGACGACGGCGGCGCCAACAAGUUCUCGAUCGACAGGAUCCUGGGGCUGAGCAGGAAGUGCAAGGACGACAAGUGCGACGAAGGGAAGGUGGGCAAGGAGGUGAAGUUCAUUAAGCCGACGCCGCUGCCGGCGGCACCACGUGCAGGUAUAUACCAAUCCGUGAUAGAUCUCCAACAGUACGCAAGGCCCGACCCCACUCCGCCCGACCCGGGCCUGCUAGACUUCUUAUCCAACGCAAAAGUGUCAAGCAACCAAAGCUCCGAAUCUUCCUAUCUCCCCUACCACUUGCACCCAGGAACCAGCUCGUCCUCGUUUAUAUACACAAACUGGUUGAGCACGACAGGGGACCACAAAAAUUCUAGUCACAUUUUUGGCCUCCAGGCCCCCAAGCCCAGCAACCGCCGCUCCCGGAAACCCGGCCUGGACCGCAAGCCCCGCCAAGCUUACAGCGCCAAGCAGCUCGAGCGACUCGAAAGCGAAUUCAAAGUCGACAAGUACUUGAGCGUCAGCAAAAGAAUGGAAUUAUCCAAAGCCCUAAACCUAACCGAAGUCCAAAUCAAAACGUGGUUCCAAAACAGGCGAACGAAGUGGAAGAAGCAGCUAACCACCCGACUGAAGAUGGCGCAGCGACAGGGCCUCUUCCCGCCGCACUACUUCGCCCCAGCCACCCAACAGUAUUCUGCCCUCUUCACACCGUACUACUCGUCCCUGGGCUGCGUCUUCGGCGUGCCCACGAUAGAGGACGCCAGCGGACACGUCGCCGGAACGGACACGGCCCGGCGGACGUCCACACUGUCCACCACUUGAGCCCGAACGUUGUAUGAUAAGUUGUUGGAUGUUGAUGUAUAUUUGUAUUUAUUGAAAUAAAGUUAGCACUGAAAAUGGUUGUACAGA
Molecule: messenger RNA, 1096 nt
Organism: Zophobas morio
Lineage: Eukaryota; Metazoa; Arthropoda; Insecta; Coleoptera; Tenebrionidae
Product: homeobox protein ceh-30-like
Exons: 3
Coding region: 68-1009 (313 amino acids)
Biological process (GO): regulation of DNA-templated transcription
Molecular function (GO): DNA binding; DNA-binding transcription factor activity, RNA polymerase II-specific
Source: RefSeq, a predicted model, not a curated record